UCAUAUUCUGACAUCCAAGCUGGCCCAACAUGUAGUAUACAUCCUCCUUUAUUGUACUUUUGCAGUACACCUUAGGGCCUAGGUCAAUGCAUAAGAGAAACUCCAUGAACCCACAAAUAAAAGGCAACAUCAUCACCAAACCAUUUCUUAUCAUCCAAAAUCACUUUAGUUAGAGAGAGAGAGAGAGAGAGAGAGAGAGAGAUGACAAUGAAGGCUUAUUUGAUUCAACUAAUUAUUUUCAUCUUCUACUUGUUUAGCCUCUCCCCAAAAGUGAUUAACUCACAACAAACAGAUUCUUGCAACACCAACCUCACCAUUUCCCACCUCCUCCCCUUCAAUGCCUUGUCCCUCAACUGCAUCUCUGCAUGGAGCUCACAAAACUUCAUAUUAAGGUAUGCAAAUACUGGACCGGGUCUAUGGAGUUUCAUCUUGUCGGCACUCGACACGAGCUCCUACGUCGCGAUCGGGUUCUCCGACGACGGGCAGAUGGUCGGAAGCAGUGCAGUGGUCGGGUGGUCCCCACCGGGCGGGCCAGGCCUGAUCAGACAGUACUAUCUGGGGGGCAAGAACCCGUGGGAGUGCCCGCCAGACAAGGGCGAUUUGAAAUUGGUUACUGGAACUUCUGCAAUUCUGUCACAAUCUUCGCGACUGUACCUCGCAUUCCAGGUCCAGACUGACCAGCCAAAGCCGUACUUGAUCAACUCGGUCGGCCCGCGGAACGACCUCCCAUCGCCGUCGGCCGGCUUCCUGCUGUCCGAGCACCGCGACCAUGCCUCGACUUCUAUCAACUACAUCACCGGAGUCAUAUCAGAUGCCGGUGAGGAGUCAGCGUUUUCAUCGCCGCAGCGGCACGGACUGCUGGGGAUGCUGGGGUGGGGGGUGCUGAUCCCGAUGGGUGCCGCUGCGGCGCGGUACUGCAGGAACUGGGAUCCACAGUGGUUCUACGCCCACAUGUCGGUCCAAGGGAUCGGAUUCGCGCUGGGCCUAGCCGGGAUCGUGAUCGGAUUCAAGCUCGACGGUAGGGGGGUCAAUAAUGUCGAUGCUCACACGGCGCUCGGCAUUAUCGUCUUGGCUCUGGCGUCUCUCCAGAUAAUUGCAUUGUUCGCUCGUCCCGACAAAUCGUCGAAGAAUAGGAAAUACUGGAACUGGUACCACCACAACGUCGGAAGGAGCGUGAUCGCUAUCGCAACUGCAAACAUAUUUUUCGGGCUAUCGAUCGCGAGCGAGAAGAGCGCGUGGUUCAUCGGUUACAGCGUUUUCUUAGGGCUUUCGCUUAUUAUUUGUAUAAUUUUUGAAAUUAAAAGGUUCAUGAGCAAUGAGUGAAAUAUGUUAAGAAUUAAUGCACUA
Molecule: messenger RNA, 1347 nt
Organism: Ananas comosus (pineapple)
Lineage: Eukaryota; Viridiplantae; Streptophyta; Magnoliopsida; Poales; Bromeliaceae
Product: cytochrome b561 and DOMON domain-containing protein At3g07570
Exons: 4
Coding region: 202-1323 (373 amino acids)
Source: RefSeq, a predicted model, not a curated record